Molecule: messenger RNA, 1414 nt
Organism: Lotus japonicus
Lineage: Eukaryota; Viridiplantae; Streptophyta; Magnoliopsida; Fabales; Fabaceae
Product: protein MRG2-like
Exons: 10
Coding region: 139-1104 (321 amino acids)
Biological process (GO): chromatin organization; regulation of DNA-templated transcription
Cellular component (GO): nucleus; histone acetyltransferase complex
Source: RefSeq, a predicted model, not a curated record
GAGACGCGUUUGUUGGACUGUGGUAAGAAAUUGAUUCUCAGUGAACAUCAACAACAUUCAUGUAAUCGAAGAGUGAGUGUCGGGGAUCAGAUUGUGAGAGUAAGAAAGAAUCGAAAUUUGGUGAUCGGAGAGUGGAAAAUGGGUACCUCCAAUGCAAUUUCAGAGAACUCCAAUGGCAACAUCAUCAUCAGCAGCAACAUCAACAGCAGCAGCAGCACUGAGACUGCAACGGAAAAUCAGACCCCCCCAGCUGCUCCCUAUGCCCAAGGAGAGAAGGUCUUAGCUAACCACACUAGUUGUCUUUAUGAAGCCAAGGUUAUGGAGAUUGAGUACAGGAACAAUCAAUGGUGGUUCUUUGUUCAUUAUCUUGGUUGGAAGAAAAGUUGGGAUGAAUGGGUUGGUGUGGAUCGUCUGCUGAAGCACACGGCGGAAAACAUGAGCACGAAACAAGCCCUUGAUGAGAAACAUGGCAAUGACAAGAAUGCGAAAGUCCCCCGUGCAUCCCAGGCGAAAUCCAAGGGUUUUAACGUGGGAAGAGGCAGGAAAAGAAAGAAUGAAUCACUGGCUAAGGUAAAAUCAGAGGUUGAUCCUGAUAAAGUUUUCAACAUUCAGAUCCCACCAACACUAAAGAAGCAAUUAGUUGAUGAUUGUGAGUUUAUUACCAAUCUGGGCAAGCUUGUUAAGCUUCCUCGUACUCCUAGUGUGAGCGACAUAGUUAAGAACUAUUUUGAUUACAAAUUGAAGAAAUGUGGCUCGAUCCCUGAUUCAACUGAAGAAAUUAUGAAAGGACUGUGUUUUUACUUUGACAAUGCACUGCCAAAUAUGCUCUUGUACAAGAAUGAGCGUGAGCAGUACAAAGAAGCAUGUCCAAAUGAUAUCUUACCUUCUACUAUAUAUGGUGCUGAACAUUUGCUGCGUCUCUUUGUUAAGUUGCCGGAGUUAUUGCUCAAACUUAGCAUUGAAAGUCAAACAUUGAAAGAACUUCAGGCACAACUACUUGACUUUCUCAGGUUCUUGCAAAGAAAUCAGAGCAAAUUUUUCCUUUCUACUUAUCAUGUCCAAGAAGAUACUGAGAACAGCACCAACAAACAAGGUGACGAGUAGCGUGUUUGAUCCUGGGAAACCCCAUAAUCACUUAUGGGGAGAAGUUACAAAGUGUAGCUUCUGGACUUACCGUGCUUUGGAUUGUGUGUCACCACCAAUCCAAACACACUAUAGGCUUGUCGACUUGGGGACAAAUAUUGAUUUUGGCAUUUUGGAUUGUGCAUAAUACCGGGGGUUUUGCCGCUUUAUAAUACUUGUCCUUGUCGCAGUUUACAUUAUAGAUUAAAAUGUUGCGAUUAGAUUUUUUAAAGUGUUACCCAUAGUUAUUUUUGUUGACAUUGGAUCAAGUGAAACAGUUUAAUUUAGUCCA